AUGAACGCGCAAAGGAUUCUUUCGAGGAGGACGCUCUCGUCCGCCCUCUGCAACAGCAACCGCACCGUCGCUCACGCCCAGCGCCACCAAUUCAGCACGACGCCCUCACCCGCUGUCACCGCUUUCCAGUCCUACACUCUUCCCUCGCACCCGCCAUCGCCGCCGCGCUCCGGAAAUGACUCCAUGGCUUUCCCCGUCCAGCCGCCCAUGCCGCGCGUACACGAGACAAGACCUCACAAGAUUGCGUCGCCACCGAAGCAGCAGCAGCAGCAGCAGCAACAACUAAACAACUUUGCGCAAACGUCACCAUCUACAUCAUCAAGCCCCUCUCAGCCCACCCCCGUUGCUCCCAAGCAAGAACAAUCCAAGACUGCCGCCGCCGCCGCCGCAGCACAACCCUCCUCCGCCCCCACGCAACCAGCGCCCUCCAAGCCCGCCCCCCGCGCCUCCCGCCUGCGCGCCCCUCGCAAGGCCGCCAUCAACCUCACGUCCGCGGCCGUCGAGCACCUGCGCGCAAUGCUAGACCAGCCGGAGCCGAAGCUAAUUAAAGUCGGCGUGCGCAACCGAGGGUGCAGCGGGCUGGCGUACCACCUGGAGUACGUGGACAAGGCCGGGGCAUUUGACGAGACGGUGGAGCAAGACGGCGUCAAGGUCUUGAUUGACAGCAAGGCACUCUUCAGCAUUAUUGGCAGUGAAAUGGACUGGGUGGAGGAUAAGUUGAGUCAGCGGUUUGUUUUCAGGAAUCCCAAUAUUAAGGAGCAAUGCGGUUGUGGAGAGUCGUUCAUGGUAUAA
Messenger RNA from Neurospora hispaniola, 792 nucleotides. RefSeq lists its product as uncharacterized. The record is from RefSeq and is a predicted model, not a curated record. The transcript has 2 exons. The coding region runs from base 1 to 792 and encodes 263 amino acids. NCBI's taxonomy places the organism in Eukaryota, Fungi, Ascomycota, Sordariomycetes, Sordariales, Sordariaceae. Gene Ontology annotation, cellular component: mitochondrion; cytoplasm. Gene Ontology annotation, molecular function: 2 iron, 2 sulfur cluster binding. Gene Ontology annotation, biological process: iron-sulfur cluster assembly.